AUGGUGGUGCUAACAAAACUCAAGCACCCUCGCAGUCAGUUUAAACCUCCACUCAAGGACUCCAAUAAUGGAUCAUCAUCAACUACUUCAUCCAAGAGUACUACUACCGACACUACUAGUAAAAUAGCUAGUAGUCUAAAACAACAAACUCUCAAUUUUCCAACCAAAUCAUCAUUGGAAAAACAGUCACUCGAGUCUUCCUAUGAAUCUUCCGAAUCAUUGUCAUCACCUUCAUCCUCUGAUGAAGAAACUCAAGACAAGAAAUCAAUAGUGAAUAAUGUUAAAAAGAACAUUAACUCUACCAAACCACUCUCCACCAGCAACACCACCACUACUUCUGCACCAAUACGAAAGCCUUUCAAAACACCCUUUAAAACACCAUUCAAAGAUAAUGUUAAAUCAUCAUCGUCGAAUAGUGUACCCUCUACAUCAUCAACAAGCAAACCUUCCACCACAAAAAGUAAGCCUCUCCCACAAAAGAAAUCGAAUACUCACACGAAAGAGAAAUAUGAUAGCGAGUCUGUUACUAGUUCUGACGAAAGUGAUUCUCCAUCUGAGGAAGAUGAAGAACAAUCAUCAGAGGAUGAACAGGAAACAAAGAAAAAGCCAAUCACUUCCACACCUCAAAAGAAACCUCUCCUUUUGAAAAAAGCCAUUUCUAAAACUGAACCAACACCUAGGACUAAUAUUGUAAAUAUGAAAUCUUCAAAUGAAAAACCUUCUUCUAAGGUUUUUGAAAGUGUUCAACCAACAGAAGUUGAAAAACCUAACUCACAAGAAUGUAAGAAACAGCAAGCAUCUGAAAACAAAUUGAAAGACAAGAAGGAUGAAAAUAACAACCAUAGUGAGGAGACUCAAUCUAAAGUUGCAUCAGCUCAGUCAUCUUCCUUAUCACUUUCUUUAGAGAAUGAAAUGGACAAACAAACUCAAAACAAGACUUCACAAAUUUCUGUGGAUAAAACAAAGCAUUCAACUGCAGCAGAAGAACCUUUAAUUUUGGAAAUCUCAGACUCUUCCAUGUCCCCGCUAUUGAAAGAUUCCCCACCAAAGAGCAAAGCAAAGAAAAAGAAGAAUAUAACUUUUAAGGCAAUAGAAUCGCCUCCAACACAAAUUGAAAUUACGGAUAGCAUUCUGUAUGAGGAUAUUUUUACUUCAAAGAAAAAUCCUAUGGAAGAUGAACCAAAGUGGAAACUAAAGAAGAAACAAGAAAUAAGGGAAGAACAUGUCCCAAGACAAAUCAAAAUUUCAAAAUUUUUCAAGAAGGAAGCUCAUGAUGAAUCAGAGAUGAAACCAAUCUCAAGUGUAAAUAGAUCUGUAAAUUUAUCAAAAAAGAGAAAGGAAAAAUCAACCCCUGUACAAAACAGCCCAAGCGUAACCACACCUAUCUCAACAAUCAAGUCACCAGAAAUGAAAAAGGUUAAACCCAUCUCACAAACGACCUAUACUAUGAAAACCGAUACUCCCGAGAAGUUGGACCAACCAACACCAAAACUUUAUGCAAUGGAUAUUUCUCCUGUUACAUCAAUACUAUCAAUUCUUGAUAGUCAAGAUAGUCAAUGCUCACCUCCAGUGAUAUUGUCCAAACCAAAACAGGAAAUAAUCGAAGAGGAAGAGGUGGACGAGGCAAGUAGAGAGUCCUUAUUACCGUGGUCUCAAUCAUCACAAAUUGAGGAUAGUCAAAUGAUUACAUUCUCCCCUGUUUAUAAUUUGAAAUCAGAUGAGACACAAAUAGAUGAAGAUACUCGAGCACAAAAGAAAUCCUCAAUGUCUCUUUCACCGCUAAUUGACAUUAUUGGGUCAAAUAACUCACAACAGGUAAUAGUGUUGGACUUUGAUGAAACACAAAUACCUGAUACACCAACACACAAAAUUAACAUACCUUACUUGGAUGAUGUAAAAAUGAAAGAAGAAGGUGAGGAAUUUGAUGAGGAGAGUACCUCUAUUGACUUCUCAGAAAAGGUUUCCAUCACACCCCCACUCACUAACACUUCCAAAAAGGAUUAUCACGUUGGGUUUUUAACUUUACCUUAUAGUAUUGAUUUAGGUGCAACUAUUCAUGAUACUGAACUACCAACUGUCAAUAUAUUUCCAUCAGAUAAUCACAUAACAAACCCAUCCACUUUGCAACAGCAAUGGAAUGUCCAACCUAAAAAGCCAAUCAAGGCAAAGGCAUUUGGAAGAAGACAGAAAGUUUCAUUUAGACCAGUUUUCAAAGAACCAAUCGUUGACGAGGAUGUGAAACCAAAGCAAAAAGUUGACGAAUCUGUAAUGAAUAUCAUUGCAUCACAUAUUGAAUCACAAAACCAACCAAGGAGCGAUUCAUCUAAUUCACUAAGUGAUUUGAAUAACAAUGAUGUUUUGAGAACACCACCCUCAUUUAGCUCACCCGAGUUGUCACUGUAA
Messenger RNA from Naegleria gruberi, 2403 nucleotides. RefSeq lists its product as uncharacterized. Lineage: Eukaryota; Heterolobosea; Eutetramitea; Acrasida; Naegleriidae. Bases 1 to 2403 code for a protein of 800 amino acids. The record is from RefSeq and is a predicted model, not a curated record. The transcript has a single exon.